Molecule: messenger RNA, 2400 nt
Organism: Phyllotreta striolata
Lineage: Eukaryota; Metazoa; Arthropoda; Insecta; Coleoptera; Chrysomelidae
Source: the annotation of a GenBank genome assembly
AUAACGAUGAGCAUUAAAUUUGUUGUUUAUUAUUUUUAAAUGUUAUUUAAAAAGUUCUGUGUUAGAAAAUUAAACUGUACUAUUAUUUCAUUUAUGAUUUAUAUACAUAUAUGAAAUAUUCAGAAAAUGUUAAAGUUUGGCUCAAAGCAUGACAGCAAUAUUGUUUAUAAGUGUACUGUUAGACUACUUGAAGAUACAGAAAUAUUGGAGUGCGAGUAUAAGCCACAACAUAAAGGCAAAUAUUUAUUAGAAUAUGUUUGUCAGCAAUUAAACCUUGUGGAACAAGACUAUUUAGGCCUUCGAUAUGUGGAUAAUCAGGAUCAAAGACACUGGUUGGAUUUGGGAAAAUCUAUUUGCAAACAGGUGAAGGAUCUUGACCCAGUUUUGUUUAGCUUUAGGGUGAAAUUUUAUCCACCUGACCCCUUUAGACUUAAGGAAGAAAUAACCCGUUAUCAAGUAUUUUUGCAACUUAAAAGAGAUUUAUUACACGGCAGACUGUAUUGUGGUACAAAUGAAGCUGCAAUGCUGGCAGCACUGAUAGUACAAGGCGAACUCGGUGAUUAUGAUCCAGAAAUACACGUAGGAAAUUAUAUAUCUAACAUGAAAAUGCUAUUAAAACAAACUGAAGCAAUAGAAGAUAAGGCUAUGGACAUCCAUCAGAAACAGCUUAAGGGUCAGAGCCAGAGUCAAGUGGAAACCUCAUUUUUAAAACUGGCAUGUCAACUCGAUACCUAUGGAGUCGAUCCACACCCUGUAAAGGGAUUGUUGCAGGAUCAAAAAGGAAACCAGCUCUACUUGGGGAUAAACUACAGUGGAAUUCUAACGUUUCAAGGUAGUAGGAAAACCCAUCAUUUUAGGUGGCCAGAUAUACAAAAAAUUAAUUACGAGGGCAAAAUGUUCAUAAUACAUCUAAAUUACAAUGAUAAGAAGCACACUGUAGGUUUUAAAUGCUCCUCAGGACAGGCUUGCAGGCAUGUGUGGAGAUGUGCAGUGGAACAAAUGCUGUUUUUUACUUUGCCAACUAGCUCUGGUGCCCCGACUGUGGUAACAGGAGGAGGUUUCUUUUCUUGGGGUACUAAAUUCAUAUACACUGGUAGAACUGAAAAAGAGAUUUUAGAAGAUAGUAAUUCCCCAUCUAGAGAGGAACCAAACAUUCAGCGCUCUUCUAGUAUUAGGCGAAAAGCGUCUAGCGUACCUGCAACUCCAUCUACUCCUUUACAACCUCAUUUAGGAUAUUGCAGUUUGCCACGGUCGAGCCAUUCAGACGUGGGUGGUUCAAGAAUGGAAACGAGCAAUAGCAUCGGUUUGCUUUCUGGAUUAGAUAACAAUCCAUCACAGAUAUACAGCGAUGUGGCCGCCUUAGAAACCGUUACCGAAGACCAGGAAGCUUUGGGUGCUACGAAAUUGCGCACCACAGUGUUGAAGGAGGAUUCCGUAGAUAGGUUUAGUGAUUAUUACUUUCGCGAUUCGUUCGAACAUUCCUCAUCCGAAUCUCAGUUGGUCGACAAUUAUCGCGGAUACGAGACGACAAAUCCAUCGCACCGUUCGAGCCGAAGUCAAACGCCGCUGUCUCAUUCUCAGGUAGAUGGUAAGGUGUACGCGCCGAACGCGGCUCAGCCCGCAUCGUCGGUAAAGAAAAAUAAAAAAUUCAACAUCUUAAGCGCCUUUAUUCCGUCGUUGGUAAUCGUUAUGAUUUUGGCGGUCGUGUCUACCGUUGUGGUUCUCGAAUGUGACUGGGAAUUUUUUAAUAGUCUUAAGAACAUCCCCGAAAUGGUUUCGUUGAAGUACCAGGUUUACGAGCCCAUCAAGCAAUACUGGAAAAAUAAAAUGGGUGUCUUAUUUUGAGCCAAAAUUUCGCUUGUUCGAAUGCUCCGCGAAUUCAUUCAUUUCGAUUCGUUUUAGCCAAAGCUUUGAAUUUGUUUUAGAAUUAAAACUCGUGUUAUUUCAUUUUCAUUUGGUAAGUCGAGAAUUUGAUUCAAACUAACAAAUUGUUCCAAAAUAUUGCUUCUACAAAUUAAUGUUCCACAAUAGAGCGUUUAAAAUUUUUGAAAUUUAAACCGAAACUAUUCCAGCCUAUACAUAAAUUUGUAAAUACAUAAAACAAAUCACUAAAAUACGCUUAGCUUUAAAAUAAUGAAAUUUAUAGCAUGAAUCUGGGGGAUAAGUAGGUAUAUUUUUCGAAAUUAUUAUAGUGGAUAUCUUCUUAUGUCGCUGAUUCAAACUGAAACUUGUCGUUUCUGAAAGCAUUCCAUUUACAGAUAAUAUUAAUCUGCACCAUAAUUUAUUUUUGUAGAGACCUACAUACAAAGUAUAUUGAAUGUUAGUGCCUGUUACAUAUGUGUUGUUUUUUUUAAUUUUAUUAUUUGUUUUAUUAAUUUUUUUUACGAAUUUUGAAUCAUC